This is a messenger RNA of Guillardia theta CCMP2712, 426 nucleotides long. RefSeq lists its product as hypothetical. Bases 1 to 426 code for a protein of 141 amino acids. The transcript has a single exon. Lineage: Eukaryota; Cryptophyceae; Pyrenomonadales; Geminigeraceae. The record is from RefSeq and is a predicted model, not a curated record.
AUGUUUCGGCGGUCUGACGUUCUUGAAACCUUGCGCGAGGUGUCAGAGGAGCAGGGGGUGGACUUCUGCUGUUUUGGGGAUUCGGCGUAUCCCCUUAGCCGCUUCAUGCAGCACAUCUUGAAGGCUCCAGCGGAAGGGGAGCUCACGCGCCUGGAGAGGAGGUAUAACGCCCUUAUGGGCCGCUUUCGCAUUGUCAUUGAGAAUUGCUUUGGAGAGGCAACUCAAUACUUCGGCAUGCUGCAACACCGACACAAUCUGCGUUUGGGGAGCCAGCAGGUUGGGAAGCUCUUUCCUCUUGCGAUGUUCAUUUUCAACAUCCACACUCUGUUUUAUGGGAACCAGACAACAGCAUACUUCGAAGGGGAGCACAUGGUACUGGAUGUGUCUGUGGAGGAUUACCUGUCGUUGGCAGAUGAGUUUCAAUAA